AGGAAAUCAUGUGACCUCACUAUGCUGUUGGAUCAAUAGCGACUCCGAGUGAGAGUUGAGAGAGACAGAAGCUGUUGCCAAUGGAGGCAGAGUGAUUUGAUAACACCACACACAUCAAGACAUGGACGCUCUCAAGGUGCUUCUACUACCAGUCUUUGGUGUUCUCCUUGCAUCUUUCGCAGGACUUUCACAGGGUUCGUCCAUUGGAAAGAGGUCAAGUGAACAAGCUUUAGACUUGGAUCUAGAAUCUCAAUUAAGUAGAGUGAAGCGACUAGAUGCUGGCGAUCCUGGGCUUUCCCGUAUCAAGAGACAAGAUGUUGCCGAUAAUGAUGGAUUGUCACGCAUGAAGAGACAUAACUUGGAUGAAAUGCCGUCCCUCUCUCGCGAGAAACGGCGCGAGUUGGAAAAUCCCGCACUAUCUCGAAUGAAAAGGGGCGACCUUGACGACAAUCCUGGCUUAUCUCGUGAAAAAAGGCAGGAUUUGUCUGAAAAUGACGGUCUCUCUCGCAUGAAGAGAGACGAUGUACUGGAUGCCGGACUGUCACGCGAAAAGAGACACGAUGUGGAUGACAAUAUGGCGCUUUCGAGAACAAAGAGAGGGGGAAACAAUCUUUUGAGAGUAAAGAGAGUGGAUCCCGAUUCUUCAGAGCUGGAGAGAGUUAAAAGAGGGGAAGUAAUUCAGAUUCGCAAAAGGCGAGAUACUGAUGAUGCGGGAAAAGAAAUUUCUGCCGACAUCACUCCAAAUGAGAAGACAGAGAAGAGAGAAACUGAAAACCUGAACCUUGCAAAAGCUGAUAAAAAAUCAUUGGUGAAGAAGUCAUCUCACAACAUGAACAAACGAAAACGAGGCUACUGGGAGAAGAGAAAAAGGGGAGACUACUUGGUCCAUCAAGCCAAGAAGAGAGGAAUGUCCCACAAGAGAAGAAACAUGAACAAAAGAGGAAGAUCAAGGAUGACGAAGAGGAAAUCCUUCAUGGCCAAGAAGAAGCUUCUGAGGGAGACCAAAGCGAACCAAAAUGAGAAGGAGUUUGUCAAGAAGUCACUUGGAAAGAACUCAGAUAAACACUGAUAAUUAGGUGCAAAUUCGCGCACAAGAUCGUCAGCAAAAUUGGUUGUGUUUAUUUUGAAUGUAUAUAGUAUUGUGACGUAAUGAAAUUGUGAUUCAUAUUUUUCUAGCAGCGGUGUAUCUCUGCCGUAAACUAUCAGUCAUUAUAAGGUGUCCUGCACAGCCGUCUAUGGCUCCUGCCAGUCAGUAAAUAAAUUUUCUUUUUUCGGCUACACAACAUUUCUUUAUGUAUGGUUUCCUAUCAAAUGUGUUCUGCAGUUGAUUACAAUAACAGAACUAAGAUUAUUACAAAGAGCAUCACCUACGGAACCGUUGUAACAAAGAUCCACAAUGUUUUUUAUGUACUUGGUAUCAUUUGCACAAAUCAAGAGACUGUCAUAUCAGAAAUAGACAUUAACAAUGCAUUUGUAUCUUUAUUACUCUCAGCUUAAUUCUGAAUAUAAUUCUGUGGUGGUUGUACAUUGUACGUGACAGGGCUAGUCAACAAGUCAAUCAGGGUAAUUUAUCAAAAUAUAACCUGUAAGGUUUAAUGUUGAAAUCAAUAUAAACGUGUGUAUCCUCAUAGAGUGCCCUGUGCCUUUGUUGAAUAAAUGCUGUUAGUUAAA
Messenger RNA from Haliotis rufescens (red abalone), 1671 nucleotides. RefSeq lists its product as uncharacterized. The coding region runs from base 122 to 1069 and encodes 315 amino acids. Lineage: Eukaryota; Metazoa; Mollusca; Gastropoda; Lepetellida; Haliotidae. The record is from RefSeq and is a predicted model, not a curated record. The transcript is spliced from 2 exons.